GGCACAUUUUACAGUCGCACCAAAUAAACAUGGCCGCUUCCCCGCCGACAGACGUGUGUUUAGAAAAUACAGAUGAAAAACUGAACUCUAAAAUGGAAACAGACGAGUGCUUGACCGAAGAGAAUGGAGGAGAACCUAAAAAGAAAACACUACACAAAAAUGAGCCAGAAACAGAGGACACUUUUAAAAAACCGGCUCUUUUCGCAGCUCCUUCCUUUACCAGCAAACGCAGUAAUGUCGCUGCUCCGUCCAAACCAGCAGCAGCGGAGACAACACAUGUGAAAGAAAAUAACGAAGAGGAACUUGUAGACAACACUUGUGCGGAUUCUUCGGAUGUUGCAGAUGAAAACAAAACCACCGAAAAAGGCCAAGAAGAGGACAACAAAGGCGGUAACGACAAGAAUGUAGCUCCUGUCAAAAUCAAGCUCGAAGCUAAACCCAGUGUGUUUCCUGUUAAAGUACCCCCAUCUGGUACAUUCCCACCUAUCCCAUAUACAGAGCCGCUUUGGGGUGGCACGGCUCCAGAUAUCCCCUAUGCUCUGGAAAUCCUUAAAAACGGCACCAUAGUGGACACGGUACCCCUCACAGGGAAAAGCUACAUCGUGGUUGGACGUUUACCUGUGUGUGACGUCUCUUUGGAGCAUCCCUCCAUCUCCAGGUACCAUGCAAUCAUCCAGUACCGCAGAGAGACUGGAGAGGGAGAGUCUGUCGGAGAGGAGACGGGGUUUUACAUCCAUGACCUGGGCAGCACACACGGCACUGUGGUGAACAAGAACAAGAUUCCCCCGAAGACCUACAUCAGGCUGCGUGUGGGACAUGUCUUAAAGUUUGGUGGAAGCACAAGGCUUUUUAUCCUGCAGGGUCCAGAGUGUGAUGAGGAACAGGAGUCUGAGCUAACAGUGACAGAGCUGAGGGAGAAGGCCCGAAAACAGAAGGCAGACCUGGAGAAGAGGAUGAUGGGAGACGGGUCCGAUGAUGACGAGAAGGAGGAAGACGGGCAAGACGAAAGCAAGAGGGGCCAGAGCAAAAUGUCAAACGACGACUCGGGCUGUUCGUGGGGAAUGGGUGAGGAGGCUGCUCCAGAGGAAGACGAGAACGAGGAAAACCCUUUUUCAACAGAGUUCCAGGAGGACCAGGAAGCUGCCUACCUGAAAGACCCAAAGAAGGCUUUGCAGGGCUUCUAUGACAGGGAAGGAGAGGAGCUGGAGUUUGAGUUUGAAGACCAAAGCCAUGGCAGCUGGCUCUGCAGGAUAAAGCUCCCGGUGGACGAUGCACUGGGCCGGCAGCUGGUUGCUGAGGUGACCCACACGGGGAAGAAGAAGGAAGCAGCCAUCCAGUGCUGCCUGGACGCUUGUCGAAUGCUGGAAGCCAGAGGACUGCUCCGCCAGGAAGCAGUGUCCCGUAAGCGCAAGAAGAAGAACUGGGAAGAUGAGGACUACUACGACAGUGACGACGACAACUUCCUGGAUCGAACUGGCACUGUGGAGAAGAAGAGGCAUGGGAGAAUGAAAAAGGCGGGAAAGGUUGAGGAGCGGCCUGAGACCUAUGAGACUCUGGUGUCCAAACUGUCAGAGGUGGAGAGGGAGCUGGCAGAGGCUCAGAAAAAGCUCAGUAGUGGUAAAGGAGACUCCUCCGGCUCUUCCACUGAAGACCCGCUCGAUGCCUUCAUGACGACAGUGCGAAGAGAGGCGGCGAUGGACGCCGUGGAGCGCAGGAAGCUUCAUGUGCACGUAGCCGACUUACGCAAAGAUGCUCAGAGGCUCCGCAAACUGGUGGAACUCGCGCGGCCCGCCCAGAUGCCCUCACUACUGCCGGGUGGUAGCUCAGAGCCAGAGAAGCCUAAAAAGACCUUACCGCUGUUCGGGGCCAUGAAGGGAGGAAGCAAAUUCAAACUUAAGACUGGCACCAUAGGGAAGUUGCCUCUGAAGCGCCCCGACCUGCCCAAAGAGCUCUUCAACAUGAAAGAACUUCCACCCAGUGGAGAAGAGGAAGAGGAGGAGGGAGAAGGAGAUGAACACGAGGAUAAUGAUGAUAAAGAGGGUGAAACUAUUACUGAGACUAAUGUUGACUCUGAAGAGUCCGCGGCAUCCGUGUCUCAAGAGAGGCAGCAAAAACGCAAGUCCCACGAGCCAAAAGAAGCAGGAGGCGACAGGGAGCCAGCAGCAGAGCCCGGCCCCAGAAAGAAUGUGAAGAAGAAGACAGUGAUGGGCCCCAGCUUGCCACCAAAGCAGCUCUCAGAACAGUAUCCAGAGGACGACCCUGAUUAUUGUGUGUGGGUGCCUCCUACAGAUCAGACUGGAGAUGGCCGCACACACCUAAACGACAAGUUCGGCUACUGAGGGAAAACAGAAGAGAGAGAGAGCUCUUGUGUCUCCACUCCAGCAGCUUUUAUACUGCAGAUAAUGCCUGCGAUACAAAGCCUCCAGUCUCCUUAGCUCUGACCAUUAGCCCUCUCUACACGUCCCAGUCCCCCGUGUGGGGUUCAGCUCAGAAGAGCCUCUAACAGACCUGCAAGGGGCUUGCAGAGGGACAUGCAAAGAUAAUAAUGCUGCAUCUUUUCAUUAUCUUUUGGGGAUAUUUGCAUGCUCAGACUGCCAUAAACAAAAACAAAGCACACCAAUCCAAUUCACAUUAAACUGGCAAGCUGGGUGAGCAGACACUGGGCAGUCAGCCUUCUGGCACUUCUCACCCACGACAAUAAUAGAGAUGGGAAGCACUUGCAUUUCUUAUUUGAAUUCUAUAUCAUCCAAGCUGAAAAUGAGAAAUCGCCAGAGCAGGAGCGCUAACUGAUCUGAAUUCAGCUUUCCGGUUCUUUGGCUGCUCCUCUUGCAGUUAAAUCCACCUGACAUCCAAUCUGUAUCCCUGCCGUAUUUGGCUUCAGUCGAUCGCUGGCAUUACAUUUUUUUCCCUUUUCUAAAGGAGAGUGUGUAGCAGGGAGGGAGAAAGAGGGAGAGCAUUGAAGCAGCUUUUCUGACCAUCUGGACACUUGGAUGGCUUACUGGAUGAAACGCAAGCUGAUAAUGACUCAAGCUAAGUGGAGUGUGUGUCUACGUCUACACCGACACACACACACACACAGCCCCAACCUUCUCAAAGUUCUCUUUUUAACAAGAUUGUCUUUAUGAGUGAGUCAGCUAUUGGUGUGUUUGCCUAGAGCAGGAUUCCUCGCUCUGUGAAAUCCCACUCAGUGCUGUUCUGUUGGAUUACUGCCAUACUCUCCACCCUCUUUCCUGUCUUUUUUUUUUUUUGUCAAAACACAAAGUAAGGAAGCUGUAUUUUGUUAUAUAAAUGUUAAAUAAAAUUGUCUGUACAUAA
Cottoperca gobio is the source of this 3315-nucleotide messenger RNA. RefSeq names its product solute carrier family 4 member 1 adaptor protein (gene slc4a1ap). NCBI's taxonomy places the organism in Eukaryota, Metazoa, Chordata, Actinopteri, Perciformes, Bovichtidae. Gene Ontology annotation, molecular function: protein binding. The record is from RefSeq and is a predicted model, not a curated record. Bases 30 to 2339 code for a protein of 769 amino acids. The transcript is spliced from 13 exons.